CCUGCACACAGUUUUAGCAUUUAUUUAUAAGAAAUAUGAUGUGACAAUAAGACAACAGUUGCAUCUCAAGAGUAGCUGAAACUUCUGACAGCUUGAACACGAGCAUUAUGAAUAGCACAGGCUUAAGAAAUGUCGCAUGUCAGAAUUCUGAGGAAAAACACAGAAAAUCUUCUACAUUACAGGUUCGUUGACUGGACAUGCUAUGCAUAAUGCAAAGUAUGACAUAGAUGCUUAAAAUCCUAGAAGUAAUUUGGAUUUGUCAACAAGAGGAAAUUAGUCAGUUGAAUUAUCCCAGUAUAACUCAAAAUGUACAUGACACUAUGUAUUUCUAAAUUUCUUUGGUGUGGAAAGGGUUUAAAUUAAAUGAAGCUGUCCUUUUUUGGAAUGAGAUCGAUCAGACAAAUUUGUAACUUAUGUUGGUAAACUGUAUUGUGUAAACAUGCACAAUAGUAACAGAUAGAAAAUUGGUCUUCUAGACUAAAGGAUUAGCAAAAAAUUUAAGUGAGCAGGUUUAGCCUCUUUCCCUUUUAGAAUUAAAAGGAUAUUGUCUCAUUUUGCUCAGGAAAUUUUUAUAAUGUAGUGCAGAGCUGAGUUCACUGAGAAUAUAAAGUUAGUUCUUGCCAUUGAAAAAAAAAGUCAACUCAAAGCAAACUCCAAACCCCAAACAACUAUUUAAAGCCAAACAAAAGCAAAACUGGUAUAUAAAGCAUAGAAACAUUCUGCUUAUUUUAAUGGUUAACCUGUGUUCUGUGCUGUUCUGAAAGCCCUCUUUAAUUUUCAUAUGUGACAAUAUCCUAAAACCAAGUAGUGUUGAUACAAAUUAAAAAAAAAAAGUCUUUAUUAUUUUUUUGUACAGAGUUCUUGAGGAUUUGCAUUAGUAUACCUGAGAACAGAGCAGGAAUGGUAAUAACACUGUUUAAUUGCUGCUAAAUAUGAGGUUCUCCUCUAAGAGCACCUUUUGCCACGAGUUUGUAUGAGUGAGUCGUUGCCUGAGCUACUACUCCACUGAAUUGCUGGCAGUUCGAACUGACUGUAAAGCAAACCCUUUCCAUUAAAGUGCUCUUUAAAUACGUCACUAUAUGUAUUGUCAAUUGGGACUGCCCUAGCGCACGUAGUUAUUUGCAGGCUCAGAUGUUAUAAGACAGCAGAACAAAGGCGCACAAAUAAGCAUAUCUGAAGUGCCAUGAAGUGUGAGGUAAAUACUCUCUUUGCUGUACAACAGAUCAUUUCGUUGUUGUUCACUGUAGCUGUGGAACCGCGGGUGUUCCCUCACAGCACCCAGGGCUUUCACCGCCUGAGUUACCAGGCGCGGCUUCUGCGCGUCUCCUGAGACUCUCUUACUCCAGAUUAUUCCUCUUGAUCUGGAAAACGCACAGAAUUACUCAGGGUCGGCGUGACAGAUCGCUAUGCAGGCUGAACGAGCCGAACUCCCACUCUCCCACUUCCAGGUGGGAUGGACGGCGCCUCGCCUUCCCCGGCCCGGAACGUUUGGAGGCCGGAACCUUCGGGCCGCCUGGCGGGGAAAAGGCGUGGGGAAGGAAAAGGAGUACGCGCGGCGCUGCCAUUGCGCAGGUUCCAUUCCCGGCGCUGCCAUUCCCGGCCUGUCUCUUCUUGGCCAUGUACCGGCCAGGGUUCCGCGCGCCCACACCUCCCUACGCGGGCGGCGGCUUCCGGACCCCCCCCUCCGGUGGAGGGCCCCUGCCGCCCUCCCCGCGGGGCUACGGGAGCCCCCACCACACGCCGCCCUACGGGCCCCGGCCUGGCCCGUACGGCGGCGGCCUCUCGCCCCGCGGGCCCGGGUUCCAGGGGCGCUUCGGGAGCCCCUCGCCGGGGGCGCAGACACCGCGCAGGCCGCAGAGCGUCAGCCCCCGGUACCCGGCUCCCUACGGCGGCGCGGCCGGGGCGCCCCUGCACCUGCCGUCGCAGCACAAGCGCUCGCCCGGGGGCUUCCAGAGGCACUUCCAGGGAUCACCCAGGACAUCUACUCCAUUUGGUACAGCGCAUGGCAGAGAGAAAAGAGUGUCUAAUGAUGUGGAAAACUAUUACAGACCUUCAAUGCUUGAGGACCCAUGGGCUGGCCUAGAGCCAGUUUCUGUUACAGACAUAAACCAGCAAUACAGCAGUGAGCAAACAACAUGUACUGGUAAAAAAGGGAGGUAUUUCAGCUAACACUUUUAAAGGCCAAAUAACUCCAUCUUGUCAGGAAAACUUUGGGACAAAAUCUUAACACUUACACAAGAUGAACAGUAAUCAAGACCUUAGAUAAUGCUUUUAUUUGAACAUAUGUCCACCCUUUUAUCCUACUUUUUUUUUAUUGCAUUGGAUAUUUUUAUGUAUGGGACAGAAAAGGAGUGGUAGGAAACCUUACAUUUCUGGCUAUGUGGAAGUGCCUACCAGCUUUGAAGAACAAAGUGUUCUUUAAUCACCAGCGACUGAUAUGUGACUGUUAAAACAGGUUUCCUUAUACUUACCUCUUCCAUGCCAGAUUGUUAGCCUUUUAUUGUAAAGUACUUUAGGAAGUGGUAUUUUUUUAUGUUUCAACAUUUUUAGAAUGAAGUAACUAGGAAAUAAAGUUUUGUAAAUUCUUGUUUUGUAAUGUAUAAAGAAUAUUUUAGGACUCUUGUUAAGGUGUACACAUUAACACAAAUAGUACUAUUGAAAUUAGGUGACUUCUGUAAAUGUGCUUGUAUGCUGUAGUUAACCUGUGGUUUUGUGCAUAGUGAUUUUUGUUAAUUGCAGUGUAAUGUGAAGUUGAAACGUGACUUUUAGCCAUCUCAGGAAACAAAUGUAUUGCUUUUGGAAAGUUUAA
This is a messenger RNA of Lepidothrix coronata (blue-crowned manakin), 2809 nucleotides long. It is a transcript of the gene MPLKIP, whose product is annotated as M-phase specific PLK1 interacting protein. The transcript is spliced from 2 exons. NCBI's taxonomy places the organism in Eukaryota, Metazoa, Chordata, Aves, Passeriformes, Pipridae. Gene Ontology annotation, cellular component: midbody; centrosome; nucleus. Bases 1618 to 2169 code for a protein of 183 amino acids. The record is from RefSeq and is a predicted model, not a curated record.